AUGGAAGAGAGAGAGACUGUGAAGGAGUUUGCUGAUAGGCUUGUGGAGAUUGCUAACAAGAUUAGAGUGUUAGGAACUGAUAUCAAGGAUGAUAGGCUGGUGCAAAAGAUUCUGGUUUCUGUACCAGAAAGGUUCGAGGCAACUAUUGCUUCAUUGGAGAACUCUAAGGAACUUUCAGACAUCAAACUUACUGAACAAAGUUUUGGUGGAAAAGGAAAGAAGUUGAAAGAAUAUGGUCGUGUUUUUGAGAUUGUUGCAGUAGGAAGAUCGAACAACAACAAAGGGGGAAAUCAUCCUCGUUGUCAGCAUUGUGGAAAGAGAAAUCAUCCACACUAUAAGUGUUGGAGGAAGCCUGACAUGAGAUGCAGGAAGUGUCAAAAGUUAGGGCAUGCUGAGAUCAUCUGCAAGGAGGAGGAGACUUGGCAGCAAGGUGAGGCACAAACUGCAGUUGAAGAAGUGGUAGAACAAUUCUUUGUUGCUUCUUGUUUUAGCUCACGUGUUUUAGAUGAUUGUUGGCUUGUUGAUAGUGAUUGUAUUAACCACAUGAAAAGUGAUGAGAAGCUCUUUAGGGAGCUUGAUAGAUCAGUAACAGCAAGAGUAAGAAUUGGGAAUAGAGAGUACUUGGCAGUGAAGGAGAAAGGAUACAAGGUGAUGUUUGAGGAGAAAAAGUGUUUGAUUUCUGAUUCAAAGGGUCAGAAGUUACUUGAGAUUCCAAUGAAGAAUAAGUUUUUUUCUUUGGAUCCAUUGAAGAUGAAGUCUAAGGAGAAAAAGGUCUAUGGACUGAAGGAGACUCCUAGAGCAUGCAAUGUUAUUCAUAUUGUGGAAGAAGAAAGCAUUGAUGUGUUCGUGAACAAUCAAGCAAAGUGGAGAAAUGAAGCUGGUGCAUUGCAGAACAGAAGACCAGUUUGCAGAUAUCUUCACCAAGUCCUUUCAGAUUGGAAUGUUUGA
Molecule: messenger RNA, 948 nt
Organism: Punica granatum (pomegranate)
Lineage: Eukaryota; Viridiplantae; Streptophyta; Magnoliopsida; Myrtales; Lythraceae
Source: RefSeq, a predicted model, not a curated record